Messenger RNA from Paramecium sonneborni, 5934 nucleotides. The record is from the annotation of a GenBank genome assembly. Lineage: Eukaryota; Ciliophora; Oligohymenophorea; Peniculida; Parameciidae.
AUGAAAUCUAUUUUUAUUUUAUCAUGCUUAUUGUACCUCCUCAUAGGAUAAAAUUGUAAGAUUAAGGUCAAAUUUAGGUAACUAUAGCUGUUUAUCAUGCGAUGUAAAUGAUGGCAAUAUUUGUAAAACUUGCGAUACAAAAACCAGAAUUUUAAGAGAUGGGAAGUGUGAAUGCAAGGAUGGAUUUGUAGAAAUGUAAAAUAUUCAAUCUUCAGAAUGUUUAUGUAAUUAAUUAAUUUUAUAAUUUAAAGAGUGUUCAUAAAAUUGCAUAACAUGCGAUAUUACUAAAAGGGAUUUAUGUUUGAGUUGUGGUGAAAGUACUAAAACAUUUAGAGAAUUAAAAAACUAUAAUUGUGUUUGUAUUGAAGGCUAUUAGCAGGUUUCUUAUUAAUAUGCAUGUGAAUCUAAUAAUUGGGAUAAAAGACUUCAUACAUUUAGGUAUAAAACUGAUACAAAUAAAAAAUAUUGGUCAAGUGUUGUAAAUUAUUUUGAUAAUACUGGAAUUUAGGAGUAAUUAAUUAAGAUGAUUAAUAAAUCAUAUUUAUAAGAUACAUAAGAGAGCUCAGUUUUAAAAUAUUCAUUUGACUUAGAAAAUAAUUAAAAAUAAUAUUUUUAUAGAUAAACAACUCCUAUUGGUGAAUUUUAUUAAUAAUUAGAUUAAAAUUUAUUUGCAGUAGGAUAUUUGUAACCAAAAUCUCCAUAAAGUGUUUUAUGGGGAUUUGGUUAAAUUGAAUUAGGAUGGGAAAGUUAAGUAUAUUUUACAAGCAGGAAAUUAGAUGUUUAAUGGAAUGCAAGAUUAUAUUAAUAUUUUAAAAAUGGUUAAGUAUUCCUUUAAACAAUAUUAUCAGAAUAAUUAUAAAUAACAAACAGAUUAUUAAUUGAAGAUUAUUCUUAAUAUAAUAUGAUUUAUUUUUUUUAUAUAGGAUAUAAAUUGAAUAGAUUUUUGAGAGAUUACGAAUUAGAAAAAUUAAUAGAUUAUUUAAUGAAUUUAGUUAAUGGAUGUUAAUCUUAUUGUUCAGAUUGUAAUUUUAAUUAGAAUUAAUAAUAAUGUUAAUUUUGUGAUUUGAAUAGACAAGAUGAUUUAGGGUAUUGUAAGUGUAUUUUUGAAACUAAUGAUUAAACUAAAUGUUAUCAACCAUGUAAUCUUGAUACUUGUGAUACAUGUGUAAAUGGAGUAUGUGUAGAAUGUCCGAUUGAAUAAUCUCCUCCAUGUGAUAAUCCUAACAUAAAAUGUGAUUAUGGAUAUUAUUCAGAGGAUCUUUAAUGUAAGAAAUGUGAAAGUCCAUGUAUUGAAUGCAUAUCAAAAGACUAAUGUAAUAAAUGUAUGGAUUCGUAUUAUUUAAAUGCUUAAAAUUCUUGUGAACUUUGUAAAAGUCCAUGUAAAUUGUGUAAAAAUGAUAAUGAUUGUAUUACAUGUGUAGAAAAGUAUUAUGUUUAAGAUUAGUAAUGCAUUUCAUGUACAACUAUUGAUAGUUGUGAAGAUUGUUAAGAGAAUAAUAAAUGUCUAACAUGUAUCAAAGGAAAAUUUAGUGAUGCUUAAGGAUAGUGUGUGAAUUGUCCAUAAAAUUGUACUUCUUGCACUGCUUUAGAUUAUUGUUAAGGAUGCAUUGAUGGAUAUUAUAAUGUUUUUGGAUUUUGUAAUUCCUGUAAAUCUAUUUGUUCAAGAUGCAUUAAUAGUUCUUUUUGUAAUAAAUGUAUAUAAGGAUACUUUUUAAAAUAAUAUAAUUGUUUACUUUGUGCUGUUGGUUGUGAAAUUUGCUUUGAAAAUAAAGAUAAUUGUUUUAUGUGUAAACCUGGAUACGUAUUAAUUAAAAAUUCAUGUGUAUAAUGCCAAAGUCCAUGCAAAUAAUGUGAUGUAAAUAUUAAUAAAUGUUUGUCAUGUAUUAAUAACUAUUAUCUAAAUUCAAACAAUGAAUGCAUAAAUUGUAAUAUUGGAUGUAUAAAUUGUUAUUCUGAUAAAUUUUGUUUAAGUUGUUAAAAUGGAUAUUAUUUAGAGAAUAAUUUUUGUUUUUAGUGUCUCUCUGGAUGUUAAAAAUGUUAAAAUGCUUAGACAUGUGAUUCUUGUAAGAAUGGAUAUUAUUUUGAAGAAAACACUAAAUUAUGCAUUUCUUGUCCAACCGAAUGUUAAUUAGAUUGUACUUAUAAAAAUAAUUCCGUUAUUUGUAACACCUGUUCUAAAGGCUAUUAUAAAAAUCCAAAUAAUCUUUUAUGUGAAAUCUGUUAAUCACCCUGUCUUAAUUGUAAAUAAAUUAAUUCUAAAUGUAUUGAUUGCAUUAGUGGUUAUUAUUUAAAUAAUGAAAUAUGCAUUUCAUGCGACAUUAUUAAUUGUAGGGAAUGUUUAAAUUCUACUUAAUGCAAUUUAUGUCAAGAUGGAUAUUUAUUAAAUGAUAACAAUUAAUGCUAAUUACAAAAUAGUAAUUGUGAUUCUCAUCAAAUAUAAAUUUCUAAUAGUAUAGGAUGUUAAGAAUGUUCCUAAAAUUGUCAAUCUUGUUAUGGUAUUUAAUAAGAAUAAUGUAUAUCAUGUUAAUAAGGAUAUUAUUUAAAUUAAUGGAAUUAAUGUCGCAAAUGUAAGUAUCCUUGCAAUGAAUGUACAAAUGAAUCUAAUUGUAUCUCUUGUUAAUAUAGUAUGUUUUUAGAUGUGAAUAAUUAAUGUCAAUUUUGUGAUAGUAAUAAAUGUAAAAAAUGUAAUUCAACAAAUUUUAUUUGUGAAGAAUGCUUUGAUGGAUAUUAUUUAAAAAAUUAGAUUUGUGAAUCAUGCUAACCUAAUUGUAGAAGUUGCUAAACAAAUGAUCUUUGCAUAACAUGUUCUGAAGGAUUUUUUCUUAAUUAGAGUUCUUAAUGUACAAAAUGUCUUGAUGAAAAUUGUAUCUAUUGUUCCAAUACAGGACUAAGUAUUGAAUGCAAAGAAAAUUAUACCAUAGAUUCAAAUUAAAAGUGUUAUUUGGAAGUGAGCCCAAUAAAAUUUUGUGCUAAAAGUUUUAAUAAUUUUGAAUGUGAAGUUUGUUAACUUGGUACAUUUAAACUUUCAUCAAAUUAAUGCAGUUUAUGUAAUGAUAAUUGUAGAACCUGUUAAAAUACUCCAACAUUUUGUUUGUCCUGUAAUUCAAAAUUUUAUCUUAAUUCAAAGAAUGAAUGUGAUGUUUGUACAGUAGGAUGUUUAGAAUGUUAAAAUAAUGCAGAUUAUUGUUAAUCUUGCGACUCAAAUUAUUUAUUAAUAGAAAAUGAAUAGAAAUGUCAAAAAUGUUAUAUUAAAUGUAAAACAUGUAUAUAAAAAAUUGAGAAUUGUUCUAGUUGUUAUUUACAAUAUUAUCUUUAAGAUAAUGAUUGUAUUGACUGUCCAAAAGGUUGUAAAACUUGUGAUUCAUCGACAGUAUGUACAAGUUGUUUAACAAAGUUUUUUUAAAAAGAUACUUAAUGUUUAAAAUGUCCACUUGAUUGCUAAACAUGUACAUCUUAUUCAGUUUGUACAAGUUGUAUAGCAAAUUAUUAUUAAGAUGGAAAUUCUUGUAAGCUAUGUCCUUAAAAAUGCAAGAAUACUUGUUAUAAGGAUGGAUCUUAAAUAUAUUGUUCAGAAUGUAGUAUUGGAUAUUUUAAAAAAAAUAAUGAUUGUUAUUAAUGUAAAUAACCAUGUUCAACUUGUAUAACAAAAGAAGAUGAAUGUACAUCAUGUAUAGGAGGAUAUUAUUUGGCAAUAAAUAAAGAAUGUCCAAAAUGCAGAACUUAACAUUGUAGAUUUUGUUAGAUUCUUACAGGAGAAUGUUUAAAAUGUGAUUAUGGAUAUAUAAUGAGUGAUGUAGAAACAUGUUCAAUUUGUACAUCAUGUAAUUGUCCUGAAAAUCAAUUUUAUGAUUGGGAUUAUGGUAUUUGUAAAGAUUGUGAUAUAUCAUGUAAAAAGUGUUACAUUUCAUCAACUUAAUGCAUAGCCUGUUAAAAUAACUAAUAUUUAGAAAUCACAAAUAAUACAUGUUAAAAUUGUGUAGAACCAUGUAAAACAUGUACAAGUGCUACUUAAUGUUCAUCUUGUUUUGAUGGUAAUUAUUUAUCAAAUGAAAAAAAAUGUUUAAUUUGUUAAUCUCCUUGUAAUCAUUGUUUAGAUAUUUCAAAAUGCUUAAAUUGUAUUAAUAGUUAUUAUUUAAAUGAUUUAACAUGUAUUAAAUGUAAUUCUAAAUGUGAGUUAUGUUCUUCUGAUACUUAAUGCUCUAAAUGUAUUUAAGAUGGAUAAACUUACUAUGAUAACAUUUCAUCUUGUAAAUCUUGUGAAUAUCCAUGUUAAGAAUGUUAUAAUUCAGGAUGUUAACAAUGCCCAUCUAUGUAUUAUAUAUCUGAUCAAAAAUGUAUUCGAUGUUCAGACAACUGCAAAUAAUGUUCUAAUUCAGAAUGUUUUUAAUGUUUAGAUGGAUUUUAUAUUAAUGGUUAAAAUUGUGAAAAAUGCUCACAAAAUUGUUUAUUAUGUACUUCAACAGAAUGUACAAAAUGUAAACCAAAACACUUUUAAAAUGGUUAAUAAUGUGAAAAAUGUAUGGAUAAUUGUAAUGUUUGUGAUUCAUUAACUAUUUGUUCAAAUUGUUUUACUGGAUAUUAUUUUGAUUAAUCACUCCUUAUCUGUUAACCGUGUAAUGAAAACUGUACCUUAUGUACAUCUAAUAAUUGUAUUACAUGUAUUAUAGGAUACUACCCUGUUUAAACUAAUUGUACUAAAUGCAAAGAAAAUUGUCUAUCUUGCACUUCCAAUAUUUGCAAUUAAUGUGUAACUCCAUAUUAAAUAUAUAAUCAGCUUUGUAUACUAUGCAAAACAGGAUGUAAAAAUUGUUCAGAACAGGAAUGCUAUUAAUGUGAAGACAAGUAUUAUUUAGAUCCAAUAACAAAAUUAUGUGUUAAUUGUAAUUCUAAUUGUUUAAGUUGCUCAAGUACAGAUUGUUUAUCUUGUAACUUGGGAUAUUAUGCAAAAGCAUAAAAUUGCAUUCCUUGUGAAUAAAAUUGUUUGUCUUGUUCUUAAAAUGAAUGUCUCUUAUGUAAGGAUUCAUUUUACAUUGAUUAAUAAAAAUGUUUUAAGUGUUAAGAUAAUUGUAAUCAAUGUACAAUUGAUUCUUGCUUUGAAUGUAAAAAAGGAUAUUAUCUUAAUGGAAUAUAAUAAUGUGAAUAAUGUAUUGCACCAUGUAUACAAUGUUCAAGCUAAUCAUCAUGCUCAAUCUGUGCUAAUGGAUCUUAUUUAGAUGAAAAUAAAUGUAUAAAUUGUUCACCAAAUUGUGCUACCUGUACCAAAGACGAAUGCAACUCAUGCAUAGUUUCUUUUCAUUUGAAUAAUAAAUCUUGUAUAUCAUGUUCUACUUAAAAUUGUAAAACUUGUCCAUAAGAUGUUUGUACUCUAUGCUAAACAGGAUAUUGUUCUGCUGAUUCAUAAUGUAAGAAAUGUCCUAGUUCAUGUAAUAUAUGUACUGAUAAUGCAGCAAUUAGUUGUGACUAAUGUGUUGAUAUUAAUUAGAUUUGCCAAAGUGGAUAUUAUUUUGAUCAGAUUAAUCAGAUAUGUUAAAGUAUUUAUAUAAUUUAAUGAAAGAUUGUAAAAUUGAAAAUUGUUCAGAAUGUUAUUCUGAAUUUAUAUGUGUUUCCUGUCUAAAUGGAUAUUCAUUGGCAUCUGAAUAGAAUUAGUGUAAAGAAGAAUAAUAAUUAUCAUUAUAAUAAGAAUCAUAAACUGAAGAAGUAGUUAUAGCUGUUGGAGUUGCUACAGUUACAGCAAUCUCAAUUGUUUUGGCAAUUUUAAUAAAAAAGUUUUCUAUGAUUAAUAUUGCUAUCAAAGCAUUCAAAAAUAUACCUUUUUAGUUUUAGGCAAAUUAAAAUGUAUCAGGAGCUGCUCUAUCUAAUUGGGAAUAAAUACCAAAUUUUAAUUCUGAUUAAUUGGAUUAGAUAUAAAAAGGAUAAAAUUUUUAAAUGUUAUGA